UAUGUAUGUAAUAUAAUUUGUAGCGUCGUUUAGUGUACUAUAUCCGCCGUCUUGUAUGUAUUGUUAAUAGUCAUUAUUGUGCCUUUAUCGCCUGCAAAACCUUCCAACGGCUAUGCCAUUAAGUACUUUAUUUUAAAAAUUCCAGCCAGCGGAAGCGUUGUUUAUCAUUUUGGCUAACUUGACAGUUAAAAGGUACAUCAGCUGUACAAGCGAGAGGGACACUGACCUAAUUCACUGUACAGCGGACAACAGCAACAACGACGACGACACCAACACACCAAAGCGACGGACCGAAAGUGAUGAAUCCGUGACUCUGCGUGAGGUGAAAGAGAGAUGCCAGCAGCUGUUAGCCUCAAGGUGCCUUAAACGCGUGUGAUCCUGGAUUAUACAGCAGCCUGAAGAGAUUGUGCGUGGGAUUUGGUGUCAUUAAAGAGAAAGCUCCACCAACCUGUCUGCCUAGAAGCCAAUACAGCGCUGACAACUGUGCUAUUGACUUCUGCAACUGAGAGAGAGAGAGAGAGAAAGAGGAGGAGGAGGAAAUCGGCAGAGAGAGAGAGAGAGAGAACUUGUCCUCCUGGAUGUAAGGGGUCUAUUGGUCACAGAGAUCAUUGUUCUGCAGAAGCUUCUCAAGGGAAAAGUAGCCAUUGAAAAGUCUAUAAUGGCUGAGCUGUCAUCAGCCCAGGUGACCGAGUGCACCUGAGCGUUACUGCUGCUGCACACAUUCAAACCACCAUCAGCCUCUUGGCAUUUGCUGCGCAGGAAAAAAAAAAAGAAGCUGAAUCCACUUAGUUGUGACUUCAGCAAGGAGGAAAAAACGUGACUGAAUCCCUCACAUUGUUUUUGUCUGGAUUAUUUUUACCUGGAUCUUUUUUUUCUUCCUGCUUUGGUGGCUUUACCUGGGACUGAAAAACAAGCAAGAGGAGGACAAAUGACUUCGUGGAUUUUGGACUGACUGAGCUGCUGCUGAUUAUAGCAGAGGAGGCUGCUGGAGCUCAAGCGUGUGUGUGUGCGCAGGAAUGCAAAUUCACAUAUGGAGGCAGACCAUAGAGCGUUGUGUUUGAGCAGCUGAGCCUGUGAAGGCCCCAGUGGCGGCCAUGUUGGAUCUCUUCCACAGAGUGCUGGUGUUGACCCGUCUUCACCCAUCACCUCACAGCACCUCGCUGCCAACCUAACUCCUCACUCUCUCUUCCCACAUCUCUUUCUUCCACCGCCUGGACGGGAGAAAGGUCCUAGGAAAAUGUCCUAUGCACACCGCAAGCUGCUCACCUGGAGCUUACCUCACCUCCUUCUCCUACCGCUGACCUACCUCUGGCUCUUGGCUCCUUCGACAGGUGUGUCUGCAAAUCUCUGCCGGGUGACCGGCGGGGUGCUAGGGAUCCACUGGAGCAGCAUCAUCAGCCUUGGUUGGCAUCCUCUGGCAGACGGGAGAGCCGGGGCAACAUGUUGGGAGUCCUGCUGCUUGAAGCCGAACUGUAACGCCGUGUGGAGCCUCGGCGGGCGCUGUGUGCUUCUCAGCUGCUCCCGUACGAGGGGCUGCCUCAUCUCCUCUCUGCCCCAGCCUCAUCAGGAGUCCCUCGGCCUCCUUCAGCAGCUUUCCAAGGGUCCGGUCACACCAAGACGCAGGAAGGCUCGUCAUGCAGGAAGCCACAAACCAUUUACAGGACAGCUUAUCAGCACGGAAAGCACCAAACUGGAAACAGCUCACCCAAGUCCAACAGUACCCAGCGCCAUCGCUUUUCCUCAUACAACCCAAAAGCACGUCAGUCAGUUAACCAGUGUGAGCGCUGACACCGCUCCGGCUCCCUCACAACAAAACUCAACGGUGGACGACACCUUUGAUACAGCUGCGUCUUCCAAUAGCAGUGAUGUCAGCACACCCACGGUGACUGCAACUGCGAUCAUCACAACUCCAACACAGGCUGUGAGGGAGCUGGUGGUGUCAGCAGGGGAGAGUGUAGAGGUCACGCUGCCACGCAAUGAGGUCGAACUCAACGCCUUCGUGGUCCCAACACCCCCGCCAGAGACAAACUAUGCAUUUGACUGGCGUCUGAUAACACAUCCCAAAGACUACAGUGGAGAGAUGGAGGGGAAGCACAGCAAGACACUGAAGCUCAGCAAGCUGACUGUGGGCCUGUACGAGUUUGAGGUGACAGUGGACGGGGAGGGGGCUCACGGAGAAGGUUACGUCAAUGUCACAGUCAAACCAGAGCCGCGGGUAAACAAGCCCCCUGUUGCCGUAGUUUCCCCAAAGUUCCAGGAGAUCUCCUUGCCAACCAGCUCUACGGUGAUAGAUGGCAGCCAGAGCACAGAUGAUGACAAGGUGGUGGAGUGGCACUGGGAAGAGGUCAAAGGACCCCUGAGGGAGGAGAAAGUCUCUGCCGACACCCCUGUCCUCACCCUUACCAGCUUGGUGCCUGGCAACUACACAUUCAGUUUGACUGUGAAGGACUCAGACGGAGCCACAAACUCGACGCAGGCCACUCUGUCUGUCAACAAAGCCAAGGACUACCGGCCUGUGGCCAAUGCCGGCCCCAACCAGGUCAUCACCUUGCCACGUAACUCCAUCACACUGUACGGCAACCAGAGCACAGACGACCAUGAUUCCCUGGCCUACGAGUGGUCACUCAGCUCAGAGAGCAAAGACAAGGUGGUGGAGAUGCAGGGCGUGCGGACACCGAUCCUGCAGCUGUCAGCCAUGCAGGAGGGAGACUACACUUUCCAGCUGACUGUGAUGGACUCAGCUGGACAGCAGGACACCGCCCAAGUCACAGUCAUUGUGCAGCCAGAAAACAAUAAGGCACCAGUAGCAGAUGCAGGACCGGAGAAAGAGCUGACUCUGCCAGUUGAUCGAACCACGCUGGACGGCAGUAAGAGCAGCGAUGACCAGAAGAUUGCCACCUACCACUGGAAACAGACCAAGGGUCCUGAUGGCGUGAAGAUCGAGAAUGCAGACAGUGCUGUUGCCACGGUGACAGGUCUCCAGGUUGGCAGAUACGAGUUCACCCUGACAGUAACUGAUGACAGGAAGCUGCAGAGUAGCGACACUGUCGUAGUCAUCGUCAGAGAAGAACUGGACCAGCCACCUGUGGCUCAUGUGUUGUCGAGUGCGUCCAUCUCUCUGCCUGUCAAGACCGCCACUCUGGAUGGAUCUCAUUCCACUGAUGACAAAGGUGGAGUCAGCUACUUGUGGGCCAGAGACGACAGCAGCCCCGCCGCUGGGGAUGUGCUGAACAACUCCGACCACCAGGCAGUGCUGUUUCUGGGAAACCUGGUAGCUGGGAAGUACAGCUUCACCCUGACUGUAACUGACAGUAAAGGACAGACCAGCACAGACAGAGGCACAGUGGAGGUCAAACCAGACGUAUGGGAGCGUGACCUGGUGGAGCUGGUGUUGGAGAUCUCUGUAUCCCAGGUCUCCCACCGUCAACGUGACAUGCUGCUGCGCCAGGUCGGGGUGUUACUGGGUGUGCUCGACAGCGACAUCAUUGUGCGAGAGAUCAGUGCGUUUAAUGAGCACAGUACUCGUUUGGUCUUCCUGGUGUCAGGUGGUCCAGGGCGCCCUCCUCUGUCUGGCCACAGCGUUGCACUCAGCCUACGUAACAAGCUGCGUAAACAAAAGAAUGACUUCCUCAUUUACAAGGCACGACGGGUGGAUACAGUCAUCUGCCAGCUGAACUGCUCCAGUCAUGGCGAGUGUGACUCAUUCACACGGCGCUGUGUCUGCCAUCCUUUCUGGAUGGAGAACUUCAUCAGAGCUCAGCUUGGUGACGCAGAGAGUAACUGCGAGUGGAGUGUACUCUAUGUGGUUAUAGCAUCCUUUUUGAUUGUCGUUGCUAUAGCAACAGUUGUCUGGGGAAUGGUGUGCUGUUGCAACAGACGUAAGAGCAGAGUACGCAGAAGCAAAAGCCGUUAUAAAAUACUGGAAGCUGACGAGCAAGACAGUCUGGAGCUACAACCACCGAGAGCUGGCCGUUUGAAGCCAGUACCCGCCCCCACCUCUUCCGCCCUCAUGCACUCGGACUCUGACCUGGACAGUGACGACGGGCACGGCGGGGUCCCGUGGACGGAGCAGGAGCGGGGGCACCUCCUGCGGCCCCAGAACGGCUCCCUGAGGAACGGCCAGGGUCCCGUGAGGGGCAAGAAGCAAAGAGAAGAGCUGCUAUAGCAAGAGAGGAGGGGGGGAGCUCGCCGCUGCCCUCACAUACACCUCCUCCAGCUGUCACACACCUCUGUUCCUCACGCUUCCCCUUUCUCUUUUGUUGUCGCUCAACACAAAAACCUCACGCCUCUCAUCCAUGAAGACGGACUGUGUGAUCCCUGGAUAUUAGAAAGAGGGAGAGAGGAAAAACAUGCUGGAAACAUGUUGUCCCACUGUCACAGAAAAAAAAAAAAAUACCACUAUACUGAAAUGUCCCUGCUCCCACACUGAGCCAGUACAGAGGAAGAAAGCUACCAUUUUGUGAAGAAUUAAGGGGGGUGAGCACUGUAUUUUGAAAAACUUAAAAGCAUAACGUACACUCCUAUAAUUUAACACAGAGACAUAAAGAAUGUACUGUUACCCCUCUUACUGAUGACACACGUUGGUUAGAGACUGUGGGAGAGAAGACUUUAAUCUGAGUGACACUUGACUUUCGGGAAGGGGGGGGGGGGGGCGGACGAAACAAAAAGAAACUCUGCUUCAAUGACACGAAAAACCAGCGAGCCCACAUGACACGCUCACACCUUGCCUCUCGUAGACACGCAUGUACGCACACAAACACACUCUUCAUGUUUUCACACUGUUCCAGGUCAAUGUGAUGCUACCAAACACUGCCAUGUUAAAAGAAAAAAACAAAACAAUGGUUAACUCUGCUCUAAUUAUUUUUGUUAAUAGCAGAAAAAACGGUGACUCAGCGGAAGGAACAACCAAAACAGAGCAACCAACAGCAAUGGACCCCCUUCCAAAAAAAAAAAACAAAAACAAACAAAAAAAACGUGCAUGAAGAGUGACAGAUUGCAGUUCUGGUACCAUUCGAUACCGGGAUGAUCGCCUGCAUGUUUGUUUGUUGAGUGUAUGUGUGCGCCCGACAUGGUGUGAUUUUCGCGGCUGCUGUGCCAAAAGUUGUUUCUUCAGAGCAGUUUGUAUGUUUUUAUGUCUGUUAAUUAACCCACGUGAAGAGUCACAGAUGUGUUUGAUUGUUUCUCAUUUAUGGCGGUCAGAUGCGUAGAACGUUAGGAAGAAAAAAAAAAAAUGCUGUUAUUAUUCCGGAGGCUUGCUUCUCUGUGGAUUAAGUCGCCGGGACACACACUGGAGUACACAACAAUAACGAGCGCGGUCUCUGCGGUCCUUGACAGAGGAAACAUAAUGAGGAAAAAGAAGAAGUUCACAACAGAUGGGACGAGAAAGGACACAGCUUCCUCACUCAUCUCAAUAUUCAUUUAUGUAACGACUGCUUGAACCAUGAAAAACCACUUUUCUGUUUGUUCGUUCGUUCACAAACAACCUUUAGGCUGUGAUUAGAUGUCGAUGCACUUUGAUUCCAUGUCUGUCAGCUUCAGUCUCAUUUUGUCUCCUGUUGGCUGAAAAGUUAUGGGUAAAGUUGAAAAGCCAUGAACGCAGGUGCUGGCUGCAUUUAAAUUACAUAUAAUACUUAACUUUCUUGACUUGAGAUCAUUUGAAAUGAUAAACUUUGGUAAACCUGAACGCGGCUGUAGUCCAGAUGCACCUCAGUAACCUCACUUGGUGACACAUCUGUAAACUUGAAUCAAUAGGUGUCACCAUAAUGAAUAAUACAUUUUAUGAAGUCAUUUUGGACUUUCUGUGCGAUUUCAGCAAACAAUGAUCUGUUUGGCUGUUUAGGAUGAGCACAUUUAUCCUUGCUUUCCUUUUGGUAAAUACUCAGUUAGUUUUACUUGAAUCAUACACAGUUCUUAGGAAAUCUGUUCGAAUGAAGAAAAAAAAAAGAUUUGACAUUAAUUUGGCAUCAUUACAUUUCCAUUUAAAGUGUGUUGUGCGUCCAGAUGGACCUGACUCUGCUAAAUCCCGAAAACAAAUUAUUACUUCCCACGAAUAGGAAAAAGAGCAUAAGGUCAAUCUGAGCGAUGUUUGCUUCUUCAGAGAGGACGUUGCCAUGGAUACACCAGUAAACAGGACACCGUACAUGAACAUAGAGGAGAAAGAAAGACAACAAAAGCUGCUUCUGUGUAUCGGUGAAGCUGUGUUUCUGUACUGAAGGAAACUUAAACCAAACGACUCUUCCCUGUAACAUCUCACCGUGUGAUUGCUUUGCAUGUAAAAUGUGAAACUGACUGACCUGUAAGUUGAUUUCCACAUGUUUUAAGUCACUUUUUUUCUUUGUUGAAUGUUUAAAGGGUAUGUCAUUGAUUCAGUUCAACUUGUACUCUGUGUGAAAUAAGCGAUCGUUUAAUUUUUUUUUUUUUUUUUGCAAAGAAAGUGUCUAUUUUGUAUUGUCGAAUCAUCUCAUGCUGAUGUCAGUUCUGCUGCACUAGUUUAGUACUCAGUGUACAUCAGGCCGAGGUGGAGAUGUUUUCAGUAUUCAGAUGUGCUGAAUUUAUCUGCCCGUCUUUGGCCGACUUGUGUGAGGCAAAGUAAAAAUCAAGCGCACCUAAGUGCCAACUCUGUAAAAUGUCAUCUCUUGAACAUUAUGAAAUAAUGUCGUCAUCUUCCCGUCUUCUUUGCACAUCAUGAGAAAAAGUUUAUGGAGUACAUAUCCAGAUUGGAUGUUGAUUCACUCUCAAAACCUCCAAAUUAUUUCAAUCUUUCAAUCUGUGUACUUUUUCCCAAAAAUAACCUCUCCUCAAAUUGGAAAGGUUUUUUUUUUUUUUUAUAACUAUCUGGCAAUACAAAAUUCAACAUUUCUUCUGUUACACCUACACGAUUGGCCAGCCACAGCUUGAAUUCGUAAGAAGUGAAUUGACCUCGACUCUGACGGAGUCCACUGUGAAGGCAGAGAGAGGAAAAACGGGGAGCAACUAUUAAAAAUGAAGGGAGUUUAAUUUAAAAACGUUUUGAAUAGAGUUUUAGUUUCUCCUUCUUUCUGUGUGACCACACCUGAUGCAACUGGAUAAUCUGUAAAUUAAAAAUAAAAUGUUUGAUUUUGUU
Molecule: messenger RNA, 7102 nt
Organism: Thunnus maccoyii (southern bluefin tuna)
Lineage: Eukaryota; Metazoa; Chordata; Actinopteri; Scombriformes; Scombridae
Product: KIAA0319-like ortholog
Exons: 26
Coding region: 1238-4165 (975 amino acids)
Cellular component (GO): cytoplasmic vesicle; plasma membrane
Source: RefSeq, a predicted model, not a curated record